Messenger RNA from Emys orbicularis (European pond turtle), 1447 nucleotides. RefSeq names its product nectin cell adhesion molecule 2 (gene NECTIN2). The transcript is spliced from 9 exons. The record is from RefSeq and is a predicted model, not a curated record. Bases 17 to 1447 code for a protein of 476 amino acids. Lineage: Eukaryota; Metazoa; Chordata; Testudines; Emydidae.
GGCCCCCCUGCGUCCCAUGGGCGCGCCCCGCAGCCUCGUCUUCUGGAGCCUGCUGAGCGUGGUGCUGACGCAGCGGGUGAAGGUCCGGAAUGAGGUCACGGGCUACGUGGGCGAUGAGGCCAUGCUGCAAUGCCUCUUCCCCGCCACCAGCCCCGACAUCAAAGUCAGCCAGGUUACCUGGAUGAAGGAGAUGGGGGGCAAGAAGCAGAACGUGGCUGUCUAUCUCCCAGACCACAAGCCCAACUUCCCCUUGGACAACAGCGGCAGGAUCCGGUUUCUGAACGUCUCCCUGCAGGAUGCCACGCUGAUCAUCCAGCCCUUGCGCAUGAGUGACGAGGGCACCUACGUCUGUGAAUUCGCCACCUACCCUCAUGGCAACGAGGAUGGGGUCACCACGCUCAGCAUUCUGGCCAGGCCCACCAACACGGCGGAGUCGCGGAAGGUGGUGGCGGGUAACACCACGAUCCCGGUGGCCGUCUGCACCUCAGCCAAUGGCAAACCCCCUGCCCAGAUCAAGUGGGACUCUCCCCUCUCUGGCAACUUCAAUGCCUCCGAGGUGACCAAUGGAGACGGCACCAUCACCGUCACCAGCCAGUUCAACAUGGUGCCCACGGCGGCGGCAGACCAGCAGCAAAUCACCUGCGUCAUCAGCCAGAGGACACUGGCUGCGCCGGAGAACAUCCCGGUCGUGCUGUCCGUGCUGUACCCCCCCCAAGUCACUAUCGAUGGCUAUGAUGACAACUGGUACGUGAGCCGGAGUGAGGCCGUGCUGAGAUGCGCGGCCAAAGGGAACCCCAAACCCACCCAUUACUCCUGGAGCACCCCCAGUGGGCCGCUGCCCCCCACGGUGCAGGUACAGGGCGACCGGCUGGUGGUGCAGUCGGUGGACGUGGCGGUGAACACGACCUUCAUCUGCCAGGUCACUAAUAGCGUGGGGACGACACGGGUCGAGCAGACCGUCCUGGUGCGAGCUCAGCCCAACAUGGCUGGCGCGGGCACCACGGGAGGCAUCAUCGGCGGCAUCAUUGCUGCCAUCGUGGCCGUGGCCGUGGUGGCCACUGGGGUCUUGAUUUUCCGCCAGCAGCAGAAGAAUCGCACAGAGCAGGACAAUGACGACCUGGAUGGGCCUCCAGCCUACAAGCCGCCCCCGCCCCAGAAGAAGAUUGAGGACCCUGAGUUGGUCUCUAAUCCCCCCGAGGCUGAGAACAUCCCACUGAAAGCUGUCUACUUCGAGCCCAGCAUUGCGGCAGAUCCCACAGAGCCGGACCUACCGCGGUACCACGAGCUGCCUACGCUGGAGGACAAGGAGCCAGCGGCAACAACGGGGCUCAGCCUGGAGGAUGAAUACCUGGACCAGAUCAACCCAAUCUAUGACGCCCUGUCCUUCGCCUCUGGGGAGGGUGCCCCCGAGCAGGGCUUCAUUAUGUCCCGGGCCUUGUACGUCUGA